Molecule: messenger RNA, 748 nt
Organism: Rubroshorea leprosula
Lineage: Eukaryota; Viridiplantae; Streptophyta; Magnoliopsida; Malvales; Dipterocarpaceae
Source: the annotation of a GenBank genome assembly
UGAUGGAGAAGACAUGUUUUCCAUUUUCUGAGAAAAUGGGUCUUUUCUGGAUAGAAAUUUUUAGGCAUCACAUUUUACAGAUGCCUUGCAGUCACACCGCAUCAGGGUAUAUAUCAAACAAGUGCCAAUAGAACAAGGUGAGUUCAUUCGUUUGAUCAUUCAUCUCCUCAGACACCCAUGUCCAUUCCAUCCUACAAACCCCUAGACACAAAACAAAUGCAGAUCAAUCCCAGUACCUUAGACAGUGAUCUAGAUGCCCAUGAUUCGUUUCUGCUUCAAGAACAUGGAGAAGAUGAGGAGGAUGAGGAGUUUUCUGGGUUUAUUCUAACCAGAGACUGCUGCAGUUUGUCAACAAAUCUUCAUGAGUUGAAGGUAGAGAAAGAAAGGCAUGAGCUUGAUAGUGCGGUGAGGAAAACAGUUUCAAUGAGAGCUGAUAAACAGAACUCAAGGCUUGAAAAUGCAGUGAAGAGAGCAUUUUCCAUGAGGGCAUCACCUUCUGUCAUGGAGAAGUAUCAGAGGAUUGAUAACGAAUAUGAUUUGGUUGGAAAUGGAGAAGAUGAUCUGCUCAUGAUGCCACCAACAGAAUCAACUAAGAAAGGAAACAAGAUUCUUGAAGCUUGCAGGCGAUUUUUUCGUUUUCAAUCUGUUACAUCACUUGGAUUCGCCAAGAAAAAAUGCUAAUAAGAAAUUUUAUCUGUAAAGCAAGAAGAAUUAUUUCAUGUAAUGAAAAUCAAGUAAACAAUGAUUA